AAUAGAAGAGGCCCUACAAAAACCUUACUCCUUUGAGAACCUGAACAGAUCUUCACUCAGAUAACUGUGUCAUCAGUACAGCACCUCGUGAAGAGACAGCAGGAAAACACCAGCAAGCAGUACAUUCUUCCCUCUCUCUUCUCUCUCGUUUACUUGUUCCAUGAGACCUUCUUCAUUAGUUCGGCAGAUCAAGCUGCUCAUGUCCUCCUUCCAACACAAGCAAGAUUCCUCUCUAGGCCUUCUUUCCCUAUAGGUGAGACUUGAACCAGCUUGAAGGCAGUCUACUCUCAGAACAGAAGGUUACAAAAAGCAUGCCAUUAAUUGGUCCCAUCAGCAGCUCUCUCUCUUCUUCGUCUCCUUGAGUUAGUCCAGGUAAAAUAUCUGAGGCUGUUCCACACAAUGGAGGUCCUGUUGAUGAACUGUGGAUCUUAUUUUAUAGCUUCCAACAGUCCAUUCCAAUCUCCUUAGUUUUCUACCCCUCUUCCCCUGUGCCAACACACCUCAGUCACAUGCAUUGCUCCCAGUUGAAGCCCCAGUAAUGUAUUGUCUUCCCUCUCCAUUUGCCUUCCUCUCUUAGCUUAUAGCUGAAGCUCUUCAGGCCAGAAUUUGCUGAAUCUUCCAACCCUCCUCUUGCUCUCUCGGUCACUGAGACAUGAUUUGCUCCGGAGCACGAGCAACAUGAGCUCCCAAAGUCGUAGGCUCCAGACCAAAUGGCAGAUCACUAGUUAUCUUCCUCUGCUCCUAUCUUUUCUUCUCCUGAUCAGUCCAGCGUUGGGCCUCAAUCAAGAUGGAGUGCUGCUGCUUAAGUUCAAGUACUCCAUCCUCAGCGACCCCCUCGCCGCGCUCGGCGACUGGAACUACUACGACGCCACGCCGUGCUCGUGGAAUGGAGUCGUGUGCAUGGGCUUCCCGGAUGCCGCUGCUCUCAACUGGACUGUUGCUACCGAUACUAGGAGUGAUGGUGGUGGCAAUACACAGGUUCCCACGUCUUCCAGAGUGAUCAGCUUGGUCCUGCCCAACUCCCAGCUCUUGGGCUCCGUCCCUCCCGAGCUCGGCCUCGUUGAACACCUCCGCCACCUCGACCUCUCCGGCAACAUUCUCAACGGCACCCUUCCUGCCUCCCUCUUCAACGCUUCCGAGGUCCGGGUGCUCUCGCUAGCCGACAAUGCCAUCUCCGGAGAACUUCCGGAGCUCGACUGGCGCAUGAGCAGCAGCCUGCAGGUGCUCAACCUCUCCGACAACGCUUUGAUCGGCAGGCUGCCGGGUAACCUUUCUCGCCUGCCAAAUCUCACCGUCGUCUCUCUUGCCAACAACUUCCUGUACGGCGAACUCCCCGGUGGUGGGUUCGAGAGGCUCCAGUACUUGGAUCUCAGCUCCAACCUCAUCAAUGGCUCCUUACCGUCUGAUCUGGGUGGACCGAGGGUCCGGUACUUGAACCUGUCCUACAACCGCCUCACCGGCGCGAUCCCGCCGCAGCUGGGGGCGAGUAUUUCUGCUAGUGCCACGGUGGAUCUCUCGUUCAACAAUCUCACCGGAGAGAUCCCGCAGGGUGGCGCUUUCGCCGCUGAGAAGCCGAUGGCGUUCAUGGGGAACCCAAGUCUCUGCGGGAGGCCGCUCAGGAACCCGUGCGCCAUCCCCUCUAUCCCGUCUUCCCUCUCCUACCCUCCUAAUUCCUCCACCCUGGCUCCGCAGGCGCCCAAGUCUCCCCCGGCCUUCGCGGCGAUACCCGAGAACAGGGACGAGACGUCGCCGACAGAUAGCGUGAAAAGCUCCGCAGGACGAGGGUCUCUCCGUCCGGCGGCUGUUAUCGGGAUCACGGUGGGUGAUUUGGCCGUCAUUGGGAUCCUUUUCAUUGUGUUCUUGUACGUAUACCAUGUGAAGAAGAAGAGGUCACAAGAGCAGCAGAAAGAAGUUGGGCUGAAGGAAGAUCCGCCACCACCCGUAGCAGCAGCAGCAACAGCCACAACAACAAUGGCAGCCCCUGAAUCCAAAGGAGUAGGCGGGUUCUCUUGUUGCUUGAGAAAGAAAGGCGCGGACGGAGGCGACACCGAGGAGACGUCGGAGACCUCGGAAUCCUCCGAGACGGAGGCAGAAGAGGAAGAAGCGACGAAGGGAACGAAGGAGGGCGAGGAUGGUAAAUCCCACCCGCAGCAGAAGGAACAGGGGGCUACUCUCGUCAUGGUUGACGGCGAGACCGAGCUGGAAAUGGAGACUCUGCUCAAAGCCUCGGCUUACAUUCUCGGCGCCAGCGCGUCCAGCAUCGUCUACAAGGCUGUCCUUGCUGACGGCACCGCGUUGGCCGUCCGCCGGAUAGGGGAGAGCGGUGUCAUCGACAAGUUGAAGGAUUUCGGCGCCCAGGUCCGCGUUAUUGCCAAAUUCCGCCACCCGAAUCUCCUCCGCCUCCGGGGGUUCUACUGGGGCACCGAGGAGAAGCUCCUUAUCCAUGACUAUGCCCCCAGUGGCAGCCUCGCCAACAUCUCUUUCAGCAAGAAGCUCGGCUCGUCGCCGUUGCAUCUGAGCUGGGAGGCGCGACUCAGAAUAGCGAGAGGAGUGGCGAGGGGGCUCGCCUACAUCCAUGAAAAGAAGAGCUUGCAUGGCAAUCUCAAACCGAGCAACAUUUUGUUGGAUUCGGACAUGGAGCCAAAGAUCGGAGAUUUCGGCCUCGACAGGGUGAUGUUCGGCGUGGGCACGUCGGCCCGGCAAUUCGGGAGUAAGCGGUCGAUGCAAUCUUCCAUCAGUUUGCCGGAUCUAUCGGCGGCCACCGGAGCUAGCCCUUCCGUCGGUUCCUCCGCUUUAACAUUCGCCCCUCGGCCGUAUCAAGCACCGGAGUCCCUGAGGAACCUGAAACCCAACACCAAGUGGGACGUCUACUCAUUCGGGAUGGUGUUGCUGGAGCUGAUCGCCGGGAGAGUGUUCUCGGAGGUGGAGCUCUGUCACUGGAACGCAGGGUUUGUGGUGGAGGAAAGGAAUAGGCUUCUAAGGAUGGCCGACGCAGGCAUAAGAGGGGAGGUGGAAGGCAAGGAGGCGGCUCUGUUGAGCUGCUUCAAGCUGGGGUUCGCUUGCUGUGCCAUGGCGCCUCAGAGGAGGCCUUCCAUGAAGGACGCAGUCCAGGUGCUGGAGAACAUAUCUUCCAGCUCUUCUUCUUCGCUCCCAUAUCCAUAGCCUUCUCCUGUAGAAUCAGCAACGCCAUUAACAUUGAUUCGUUCGUCUUUGAUGCGUUCAAUCUUUAAGGGAUUAUUGUUGUUCUGGAAACGAUUAAGCCGUGCACACCGUACUGUUCGUAUGAAUUGGUAGCAGCAACGCGAAGGUAAGGUUCUUCCAUGGCCCCCGGAUUCAACCUUGGAAAGCUACUACCAACAAAUAAAGAGGAGGGCCACUCUCUUGCCACUCUGUGGCAGUACAGAUUCUUUGCUCUCUCCUCGUGCAUCCAUAAUUAAGCCUUCCCUAGAUCUCCCAUUUCGCCAGUGCCAUAACACAAAUGUGGAGGUGUGUAUGCUGUAAGCAUCUGUGACCAAAGAAGGAUGAGGCUGUAGGUAUUGAUCCUUAUGAACAGGCCAUAUAUGGUUACUGGGGACAAGAAUUCCAGUUGUGCAAACUGGAAUACGUACUUACUGGACUCGAGGAAGAGCAUCACCUCCGAAAUGGACUCGAGAAGAAGAAAAGAGUGGUGGAAGACUUCUCCCCAAACUUAUCGUAUAGCAGGAUAUUUUUGUGGUUGCAGUGUUUCAUUUGGUCAUUGCCUAGUUUCUGUGCGAGCAAAUUGUAGCAAGGAAUUUGUUGUACCAAUUUUCUGGAACAGAAUGUUUAAGCAAAUUUGCUGUUAUUUAUUAA
Musa acuminata subsp. malaccensis (wild Malaysian banana) is the source of this 3831-nucleotide messenger RNA. RefSeq names its product probable LRR receptor-like serine/threonine-protein kinase At4g37250. Gene Ontology annotation, biological process: protein phosphorylation. NCBI's taxonomy places the organism in Eukaryota, Viridiplantae, Streptophyta, Magnoliopsida, Zingiberales, Musaceae. The record is from RefSeq and is a predicted model, not a curated record. Gene Ontology annotation, molecular function: protein kinase activity; ATP binding; protein binding.